Molecule: messenger RNA, 2926 nt
Organism: Epinephelus fuscoguttatus (brown-marbled grouper)
Lineage: Eukaryota; Metazoa; Chordata; Actinopteri; Perciformes; Serranidae
Product: N-acetyllactosaminide beta-1,3-N-acetylglucosaminyltransferase 3-like
Exons: 3
Coding region: 1243-2406 (387 amino acids)
Cellular component (GO): membrane
Molecular function (GO): hexosyltransferase activity
Source: RefSeq, a predicted model, not a curated record
UAUUUAGAUUUAACUAUUUAAUAUAUUUCUAAUUUAACAAAUAUUGCUGUAAAUGUGGUAAAAGGUGACGUUAAAAAAAUCACAAUACUUUUUUAAACAUUGUUUGAAGCUAAAUGUGGCAAAAUGUUGAUGUUAUUUUCAGCGUGAGACACUUUACAAACGGCACCCCAUAGUCCUCUCUGGCAGAUAUAAAUUUAUUUGAUGUGUACGCAACAGUGUUAGUUGUGUGCUGUUAUUUCAAGAGUUAGUGAAAAAUACAUCCACAAUUUCCACGAGCCCAAGAUGAUGACGUUAAAAUGCCUGAUUUGUCAGUCAGUCUGACGUUCUAACAAUGCAGCUAGGGAGCAUUCUUUGUAAAAGUAGAGAAGUUGUAUUUUGACACCUAAUGCAGAGAGCACCCAGCUAGGAGCAGUUCAUACUUAGGGUAUAAGUAAAGAAUGUAUACUGUAUCUUUUGACUACCGGGUGCCUAUUCUAAUAUGACAGGGUCCUGUAUGACCUAAUAAGUAGCACAACUAAAGUUAGCUCACUUUGGACAAAGAUAUGUCACUGAAACUCAGUGAAACAGCAAUACUUCAAACAUUAGCAACUGAAAAACCUUCAAAAAAGUCACAAACAUGCCUUUUUUAUUACAAAUGGUGAUUUUUGCCAAAAGUCAAAGUGUGUGCAGCUACGAUUAUAAGCAGUCAAACUGAUCUGAUUGUUCUCAGCCCAUUUUUUGAUUUGUAUUUUUCAUAUUCUCAUCUUUGUCUCUCUGUCAUUUUUUUUAAACUGCCAUUUAAUAAAGCUGUGUUGUAAUGAUCGUGCCCAUGGUGUGAUGGGUCUGCAGAGGAUUUCCCUGCCCGUUUCCUGACUCAGGACAUGUACAGCCUUUGAGGGUGGGCAGGUUGGUGCUAACGAUAUUCUGCAGACGUCUUUGUUUGUUGCAGCCUGUUCCUGCCCCUGUUUGGAGGCUGAUACAAACCAGACUGUGGCUGACGUACAGAAACAAACUCAGUGAUUGCUGUGUAAAACUGGAUCAACAGCUCCUGUGGCAGGUGGAGGUGGCUGGGGGUGGCAGGUUUACCUUAGAAUAGAGAACAGAGCAGAGUCUUCCUGAUUGGCUGAGCCUGGAGCAAAGUGGGCCCCAGAGGCAUCCUGUGCAGCCUUCAUCACCUUUACAUUUACUACCAUCCCAACCUACUCUGACUGUCUGCUGACUGUCAGAGGGAUAUCCACCAAGCGCUCGCACUGAACGGCCAACAUGCUCAGAGUUUUAAGGAAGAAGAGUAUAGGACCAGGACUCCUCAUGCUGGUGGUAGCCGUCCUCAUGGUUGUUUAUUUCUAUCUCAUUUGUACUGACUUCAGUACCAUCCGCCGCCAAUUACAUGUUAGAAAGGAUGGCAAUCACACAAAGCCACCCAACACAAAUACCCCCUAUGUUUACUCCUGGCCAAGAUGCAAACAAAAUAUGUCUGCUGCCAACAUCACAGACUUUUCCUCACUUCCUGGUAAUAUACAAGACUUUCUGUACUAUCGGCACUGUCGACACUUCCCAAUGAUACUGGAUAUUCCUGAUAAAUGUGGAGGAGCUAGUGGAUCUGCAGAAGUCUUCCUUCUACUGGUCAUUAAAAGCCCCCCUGCCAACCAUGACCGCCGAGAGAUGCUGCGCAAAACCUGGGCUAAAGAGCGGAAGCAAAAUGGCGCGCGGAUCCAAAGGAUCUUCAUCUCAGGAGUGACAAAUGAUGGUUUUGAGAAAUGGAGACUGAACAAAGUCCUCGAGCUGGAGCAACGUGAAUAUAAUGACAUCCUCCAAUGGGACUUCAAUGACUCAUUCUACAACCUGACUUUGAAGCAGAUGCUCUUCCUGGAAUGGAUGGAAAGAAACUGUCCACAUGUUCGCUUCCUGUUUAAUGGUGAUGAUGACGUCUUUGCCCACACAGACAACAUGGUUGAGUAUCUCCAAAGCCUCAAGGACAAUAAUGGAGACAAGCACCUCUUUACCGGCCAUGUGAUCCAGGGUGUUGGGCCUAUUCGAUUGCCUGAGAGUAAGUAUUAUAUUCCAGUUCAGGUGGAGGAGUCAGAGGAUUAUCCUCCAUACUGUGGUGGUGCGGGCUACCUCUUAUCUGGCUACACAGCUUUGGUCAUAUACAGUAUGUCCCACGACAUCAUUUUGCUUCCCAUUGAUGAUGUUUACAUGGGGAAAUGCCUGGCUAAAGCAGGACUUGGUCCUAGUUCCCACAUGGGGGUGAGGACAGCAGGACUGUACAUCCCCACCAGUUAUACAGAUAGAUUUGACCCUUGCUUUUAUCGAGACGUUCUACUUGUUCACAGAUUUGUUUCAGCGGAAAUGUAUGUUAUGUGGCACAGAGUGAAUGACCCCUUUCUGAAAUGCCACAACAGAACUGUAGUUUCAGGGAAACUUUGAAAUCAUAUAAACAUCUACAGAAAGAAUUAUGCUUGUCUGGGAUGGAUUUCUCUGGUUUUCUUCAGAUACAACACUACUUACAGAAGCAUGCAGAUUGGGAGCAGAUAUGUAAAUGACCUUCUAAUUCAGAAAGGAUCUUCCUGCUGACUAUGGACAAGGUGAUAAACAAGAAUCUGAUAACUCGCUUAUACAGAGGACUUCAUGAGUACAUAACAGGAAACACUAAGGAAACAAAACAGAAAUGGGAAUUGGAAGUCAACAUUAUUAUUAUUACAUGUGCAGGUGUGUUUGUGAUUGUGUAUAUGUGCAUAUAUUGUGAUACAGUGACAUUUGAUUAAGGUUUUUAUUUUUUUCGUCUGACUUUACACAACUUCUGGACUGGCAUAUAUGUGUCUGUUUAAACAUGUGGGUGAUUGCAUAUUAGAAUUAGGUAUUUUGGGUGCCUGUGUCCAUGUUGCCUCUGUGAACACAAUAUGAACAAGACAGGUCGAUGCAAAGUUUACAUUUGUCAUGUGAUACA